Spodoptera frugiperda (fall armyworm) is the source of this 1006-nucleotide messenger RNA. Its product is annotated as brachyurin-like. The transcript has 6 exons. The coding region runs from base 34 to 921 and encodes 295 amino acids. Gene Ontology annotation, molecular function: serine-type endopeptidase activity. The record is from RefSeq and is a predicted model, not a curated record. Lineage: Eukaryota; Metazoa; Arthropoda; Insecta; Lepidoptera; Noctuidae. Gene Ontology annotation, biological process: proteolysis.
UGUAAAGCAUAUUGGUCUAUCAAUACCAGCAACAUGAAGUUCUUGGCUCUAGCACUCUUGGCUCUGGCGGCGGUGGCCACCGCUAAAAACAUCUUUGUUGAGGAUGUCAUCGACCUGGAGGACAUCACCGCCUACGGAUACUUGGCUAAAGUCGGUAAACCUCUUGCCGAUAAAAUCCGUGUAGCUGAAGAGGAAGCUAGUGCAUCCAGAAUUGUUGGUGGUCAGGCCUCCAGCCUCGGACAGUUCCCCUACCAGGCUGGUCUUCUCGCUGACUUCAGCUUGGGUCAGGGUGUGUGCGGUGGUUCUUUGAUCAAGGCCAACAGUGUUCUCACUGCUGCUCACUGCUGGUUCGAUGGCCAGAACCAGGCCUGGAGAUUCACCGUUGUUCUUGGCUCCAUCCGUUUGUUCUCCGGUGGUACCAGAGUACUGUCCUCCAACGUUGUUAUGCACGGAAGCUGGACGCCCAAUCUGAUCCGUAAUGACGUUGCUGUCAUCAAGCUAUCCUCCAACGUUGCUCUCUCAGACACCAUUGCUGUCAUCGCUCUGCCCAGCGGUAGCCAGCUCAACGAAAACUUCGCCGGUGAAAACGCUGUCGCUUCUGGAUUCGGCCGCACCGUUGAUGGUGCUGGUAUCACUGUCAACCAGUUCCUGAGCCACGUCACCCUGCCCGUGAUCACCAACAUUGCAUGCAGAGCUUCCUUCCCCCUUAUCGUCCAGGACUCCAACAUCUGUACCAGCGGCGCUGGUGGCAGGAGCACAUGCCAGGGUGACUCCGGUGGCCCUCUGGUUGUAACCAGGAACAACAGCCCUCUCUUGAUCGGUGUCACCUCCUUCGGAUCUGCCCGCGGUUGCCAGGUCGGUUCCCCCGCUGCUUUCGCCAGGGUCACCUCCUUCAUGAGCUGGAUCAACGGUCAAUUGUAAACAAUCUGCAAUAAAACACGAAUAAUUACGCAUUACUGACAAGAAAAUGUUUGCAUAUUCUUAAUAAACUGCUAUUAUAACAAAA